AACAAACAUCUAAUAAUGGGACAAUUAAUCACUAGAAUAUACAACUUGUUCGAUUCAAAGCAGAGUCAUAGAAUUCUUAUGAUUGGUCUUGAUGCAGCUGGAAAGACCACUAUGCUCUAUAAACUAAAGGUUGGUGAAGUAGUAUCAACCACUCCAACUAUUGGCUUCAACGUCGAGACUAUCGAGUACAAGAAUAUCAGCUUCACAGUUUGGGAUGUUGGUGGACAGAAUAAGAUAAGAGUACUUUGGAGACAUUAUUACCAGAACUCAAGUGCUGUUAUAUUUGUGCUGGACUCUACUGAUAUUGAGAGAUUCGAUGAGGCUAGAGAGGAGAUUGCCAGGUUCUCAGAGGAUGAGUCAUUGAGAGGUGCUCCCAUCUUGAUAAUGUGUAACAAACAGGAUAUGAAGGGUGCUGCUACCAUUGCCGAAGUGAUGGAGAAGCUCAACCUGAAUCAAAUCAGAGAUAGGAAGUGGUACUGCCAACCAACAGUUGCCACAACUGGUGCUGGCAUGUAUGAAGGACUGGAAUGGCUGUCCCAGACCCUCAAG
Messenger RNA from Acytostelium subglobosum LB1, 549 nucleotides. RefSeq lists its product as hypothetical. The transcript has 2 exons. Gene Ontology annotation, molecular function: GTPase activity; GTP binding. Gene Ontology annotation, biological process: vesicle-mediated transport; intracellular protein transport. Gene Ontology annotation, cellular component: cytoplasm. Lineage: Eukaryota; Evosea; Eumycetozoa; Acytosteliales; Acytosteliaceae. The record is from RefSeq and is a predicted model, not a curated record. The annotation marks the transcript as partial.